This is a messenger RNA of Zasmidium cellare ATCC 36951, 960 nucleotides long. RefSeq lists its product as uncharacterized. The coding region runs from base 1 to 960 and encodes 319 amino acids. The record is from RefSeq and is a predicted model, not a curated record. NCBI's taxonomy places the organism in Eukaryota, Fungi, Ascomycota, Dothideomycetes, Mycosphaerellales, Mycosphaerellaceae. The transcript is spliced from 5 exons.
AUGGCUACAUUGUUAGGCUUGUGGUGUAUUGAUCUGCUUGCUGAUAUCUGCUUAGGGUUUGUCGACUGGAACGUCAAUUACUUGACCAGUCACGACAGUGUCCUCAACGACGAGCGGUUCGAGGUAGUUCAUGAAUCCCAAUUUGACGGGAAAGACGAGGUUACACAAACCCCAGCCGCAAUCGCUGUGACAAGGGGUUGUUGUGGGACUGCUCCACACUUCACCAACCAUCAAUCAACUUUCGCCACUCUCGUCCACCUCGCAACACUUCGUGAACAUACCCAAAUGCCCCCCAAACCCCCACAUGCACACAAGAUCUCGAAGCCGUUACUCUGGCUAUUCGGGGCUGGCCUCAUCAUUGGACCCAUAGCACUCGAGCUCGGCAUCGACUAUAUCUGGGGGCGCGUCCAGCGCCGACUCAACGACAACAGAGCCUACCCUAGUGGAGGCUACCAUCAACACAUGUGGCGCGGACUGGAGAAAAUGAAAGAGGUGUACCCAAACUGUGCCGUACUGCCGCAGAUGACGGAUCGCGAACCCAAUCCAAGAGCCUGGGUCGAGAAGUUCAACUUCGUUGUUGAUUGCAGAAAGAUUCCUGCUAUGAGCAGGUAUAGUGGUGUUAAGAGAUUUUGGCGAGGUCGAAUCGUGGAUGAGCAGCCCGCACCGAACUCCCGAAACAGCCCGGGACCACACGAAAUGCCCGACUCACAAGUCUCCACAACCAUAACGAUCACCGGCCGCGUCAACGAAGCCUCACUCUCUCCUGAUCUGGUGAAAGUUUUGAGAAAGUAUUCGCACUGCACUGUGUAUCCCCUGGAACUGCGUAAGGAGGACGAUGGGAGCUUCUGGGCGACUGUAAAGCAGUCUCAUUACUUUGUGGAAUGUCCGGGCACGAAGCCCGGGCUGAAGAUGGUUACGAAGGAGGGGAGUGUUGUGGAUGUGAAAACGGAGCGUCCCUGA